GUCGUCAUACUUCACACUUGUCGCCAACUUGUCACUCACAUGUCACCAACUUAUUGUCAUAUGUCAUAUUGUCAAAAGUAUUUGAUUUUUGGUUUGUAAGGAGUAUUUUUGGAAGGAUUUUUGGAAAAGAAUCAUGGCAUCAAAUCUCACAAAAGCUCCAUUACUUAAAGUAGUGUCAAUAUCGAAUAGGGGGUUCGCCCAGCUAGCUCCAAUUUGCGGUAAUCCAAACUAUGAAUUGAAAACCAAUGUCCUUCCAAGCAAGUUGGUUGUAACUUCUGCUGAAAAUGAAUCCAACAUAAGCAGAGUUUCAAUUGUUUUUAGGGCAGGGAGCCGUAAUGAAUCUUCUGAUAACUUAGGGGUCACCCAUGUACUACGUACUGCAGCAGGUUUGUCUACCAAGAAUGCAUCUCAAUUUGCCAUAAUUCGUAACAUCCAACAAGUUGGGGCUAGUCUAACUGCUACAUCUGAUAGAGAGACAAUUGCUUACACAUUAGAAGGAACCCAACAGGCUCUUGAGAAGGCACUACCUUUUUUAACAGAAGUAGCCACUCAGCAAGUUUUCAAACCAUGGGAGCUUUCUGAUAUUUCCAAUAGAUUGCUCCUGGAUAUUGCAACAAGACCACUGCAGUUGAGGGCAAUCGAUUUGCUACACAAUGCCGCUUUCCGUACCGGUCUAGGUAACUCGCUUUUCAUUCCAAAAUCGAAAAUCGGCAGGACAUCGAGCGAAACCUUGCAGCACUAUGUCGCCAGCAAUUUCCUGUCGGGACGGGCGGCCGUAGUGGGCUUGGGCGUCAACCAUAAUGAGCUGACGCAAUACGCUCAAUCGCUGCAGAUCGAAUCCGGCGAAGGAUCGGCGGUGGCUUCCCCUUACAAAGGUGGGGAACUCAGAUCGAACAAGGGCGGCGACAUGGCGUACGUCGCCGUAGCCGGCGAGGGCGCCUCUUCAAAGUGCCCCAAAGAAGCCCUAGCAUUCGCCGUCCUGCAAAGGGCCAUCGGCGUCGGGCCGCAGAUCAAGUGGGCCACCAGCGACAACGGCGCCUUCAGCCGGGCGGUGGGCGGCGCGUGCGCGGACUACGCCUCGACGGCCGUCAACGUCAGCUAUUCGGACGUCGGCCUGUUCGGCGUGCUGAUCGCGGCGCCCGCGGCCACGGCCGGCCGGCUGGUCGAGGCGGCCGCGCGGCUGCUGAGGAGCGGCAGCGUUUCUGACGAGGACGUCAACCGAGGUAAGAAACAGCUGGUAACAUCCUUGUUGAUGGACGCCGAGAGUGGAUCGAGUGCAAUUUUGAAUAUUGGAUCACAAGCAGCAACAACUGGAGCACCUCAGACCGCCAGUCAAAUAGCAGCUGCUGUCGAUUCAGUUUCUACUAGUGAUGUUCAAAGUGCUCUCAAGAAAGUUGGUCGAAAAAUCACACUUGCGUCGAUUGGAAAUCUUAGCAAAGUUCCUUACUUGGACGAAUUGAAAUAAAAAUAUAUUCAUGCAUAAAAAUAAGUAUUUAUUAAUGUGAUUCAGACCUUACAUAAUGUUGUUUGUAUGGUGAUUGUAUAUCAGUACGUAUAGAAUAUGUGCAGGUGUGCAAACUAAAUAAAUAUAAUAUUAUUACCUUA
Messenger RNA from Phaedon cochleariae (mustard beetle), 1605 nucleotides. NCBI's taxonomy places the organism in Eukaryota, Metazoa, Arthropoda, Insecta, Coleoptera, Chrysomelidae. The record is from the annotation of a GenBank genome assembly.